This is a messenger RNA of Triticum aestivum (bread wheat), 738 nucleotides long. Its product is annotated as WAS/WASL-interacting protein family member 3-like. The record is from RefSeq and is a predicted model, not a curated record. The transcript has 2 exons. Lineage: Eukaryota; Viridiplantae; Streptophyta; Magnoliopsida; Poales; Poaceae. The coding region runs from base 78 to 386 and encodes 102 amino acids.
CUCGCAUACUGCUCUACAUGGUAUCAGUUACCACGCACCUCUACUAGCCUCUCUUCCGCUGCAACUCCCGAUCGGCCAUGGCGAUCCCUCCGCCACCCCCUCCGCCGCCGCCUCCUUCCCCACCUGCAUCACCCUCCCCAGCUCACUGGCGGCACGGCGCGGUGCCGGCUCAUCCACUCUACGGUGCGCCGCUCAGCGCUCCUCCUGCUGGCCAGCAGCCUGCAUGGGACCAGGCGGCGCUCAUCCAGGCGCUCAAUGCCAUGAGCAUGCAGCAAGGCCAGGCGCCGCCAUACUCCGGCGGGGACUGGUACCUCGACUCGGGCGCGACAUCGCACAUGGCCUCCUCGUCUGGAUCGAAGAACGAAGGCGGUGAUCCUCCGCUGUGAUUCACCGGAGGAGCUCUACCCACUAUACCCAUCCCACCCGUCCCAAGCGCCACAAGCCUUCACCGCCGUCUCUCGUGACACUUGGCACCGUCGUCUUGGUCACCUCGCCGAUGAUGCCCUGGACACCACUCUCCGCCACAACUCCAUCACCGCUGCCGGCCCCGUCGGUGACGUCUGCACCGCCUGUCAGCUAGGCAAAAGCCAUCGUCUACCAUUUAGUUCGUCUAGUCAUGUUUCGUAUUUCCCUUUUCAACUUAUACAUUGUGAUGUAUGGACCUCGCCCGUCCUUAGCUUGUCUGCCUACCAGUACUAUCUAGUUGUUGUCGAUGACUAUAGUCAUUUCAUGUGGACC